This is a messenger RNA of Dioszegia hungarica, 1374 nucleotides long. Its product is annotated as S-adenosyl-L-methionine-dependent methyltransferase. The coding region runs from base 1 to 1374 and encodes 457 amino acids. Gene Ontology annotation, molecular function: protein-arginine N-methyltransferase activity. The record is from RefSeq and is a predicted model, not a curated record. The transcript is spliced from 13 exons. Gene Ontology annotation, biological process: peptidyl-arginine methylation. NCBI's taxonomy places the organism in Eukaryota, Fungi, Basidiomycota, Tremellomycetes, Tremellales, Bulleribasidiaceae.
AUGUCGACGACAGAAGAGGACGUUCCCCAAGCGGAGAGCUCGCGAAGAUCAGGCGAAAAGUCGCGUGGAAACCGGGCAGCAAAUGGAGCAAAGACAGGUGAAAGCAAAGAGGGCAAGGUCAAGGACUCGGACUUCUACUUCAACUUUUAUGCGUCGCUCCAGAAUCAGGCGAACAUGAUUGGAGAUAUCGCGAGGACUGGGACAUAUCGCAAGGCGAUACUGGGGAAUGCGGAGGUAGCUUUUCGGGAUAAGAAUGUCCUAGACCUUGGAGCUGGAUCUGGCAUUCUAUCGUUCAUGUCUGCCCAAGCCGGCGCAAAGCAGGUGAUCGCCCUGGAAGCGUCAUCUAUGGCUGAUAAGCUUGACAUCAUGAUCAAGCAGUCCGACCGUGGCGAAGCAAACCCUCACUUCAAGAACAAGAUCCGGCUGGUGAAGGGUAUGGUGGAGAACCCCAAGGUUCAGCAGGACGUUCUCAGAACGGGCAAGGUGGACACCAUCAUCUCGGAGCCAAUUGGGGUCAUGCUGCUGCAUGAGCGCAUGGUGGAGAGCUUCCUACUCGCCCGAGACCUGUUUUUGAAGCCUGAUGGACAGCUUUUGCCCAGCGGAGGGUCCAUCUUCUUCUCGCCGUUCACAGAUGAAGGACUCUUUAUGGAGACUGAACAGAAGGCCCAAUUCUUUAACCAAGAGCUCUUUGGGACGGACUUCCGCGCUCUGUAUGACGAAGCUCGGAAAGAGGCUUUCGCUCAGCCCAUCGUCGGCAUGUUCCCACCUCCCUCUCUCGUCUCCUCAGCAUGUCCGCCGAAAGUUUUCGACUUUUACGACGCCAAGAUGGCCGACUUGCACGAGUUCACCGUCGACGUGGACUUUGUGAUACAUCGCACAGCGCUCGUACACGGUCUUGCAUCUUGGUUUGACCUUGCCUUUACACCUCGCCCCCCUCCAUCCACGCCAGCGUCAACACAAGCUGAAUUAGAGGCCUGGGACUUCUCCGUCGGCUCGUCUGCACAGACGUGGCCCUGGAUGCAGGCUGAGAACCCGCUCAACCCGGCCAAUCCGCCACCUGCACCCAAAGGUGGACUGGAUGUUCAGCUGAGCACCGGGCCAAACGUCCCUCGGACACAUUGGCAACAAGCGCGACUGCUUUUACCUGAGCCAUUGGCUGCGAACAAGGGCGAGAGGGUGAUUGGGAGUAUACAUUUCAAGGUCAAUGACGCCCGGUCAUACGACAUCACACUUGACAUCUGCAUCGACCGGCCUGGCCCAGAGCACAAUCCCAACCCGCUCCGGAGGCACGCGGAGUACAAUUUGUCUCAACAGUGUUUCAACUAUUCAUAUAAUCCAGAUGUCGUCGCUGGAGCGAAUGUCUUCGGAGCUUGA